Messenger RNA from Triticum aestivum (bread wheat), 1047 nucleotides. RefSeq names its product BTB/POZ and MATH domain-containing protein 1-like. Gene Ontology annotation, molecular function: protein binding. The record is from RefSeq and is a predicted model, not a curated record. Gene Ontology annotation, biological process: protein ubiquitination. The transcript has a single exon. Lineage: Eukaryota; Viridiplantae; Streptophyta; Magnoliopsida; Poales; Poaceae. Bases 1 to 1047 code for a protein of 348 amino acids.
AUGAGGGCGUCAACAUCAUUGUGCACCCCUUCUGUGGUCCGAGGAACACACACUUUCAAGAUUGCUGGCUAUAGCCUUCAAAGGGGCCUCGGCAUUGGCAGGUACUUGUCGUCCGCUGCCUUUGAUGUCGGCGGAUACUUUUGGUGCAUUGAGUACUACCCCGACGGGGAGAUGGAGAUGGAAAAUGGGGACUAUGCGUCUAUUGCCCUAGAUUUUGCGAGCACCAACUCUGAGGUGAGGGCGUACUUCGAGGUUAGGUUAGCCGAUCAAGCCAACAAGCUGCCGCCAUUGGUGUUGCUCUCCAAAAAUAUGCCGAUAGUGUUUCGCUCUCAUCCGCCAACCUAUGUAGGCAAAGACUUCCUGCAACCAUCGGUGUACCUGCGGGAUGACAACCUUGCGAUUGAAUGCUCUAUCACAGUUCUGGCAGAAUCCAAGGUGGCAGUAACGACAACUUCCAUUGACAUCCAAGUGCCUCCCUCAGACCUAUCUAAUAAUCUCGUAGAAUUACUUAAGGCGGGGGAGGAAACGGAUGUCACAUUCAAGGUUAGAGGGGAGAGUUUCCGUGCACACAAGAUUGUGCUUGCAAUGCGGUCACCGGUCUUCAAAGCGGUUCUCUUUGGGCCGAUGGGCGACAGGACAAGGCGAACCAUGAACAUAGAAGGUAUACAACCUGCUAUUUUCAGUGCAUUGCUUCACUUCAUCUACACAGAUUCGUUACCUUCCAUGGGACAUCUUUAUGGAGAUGAUGGUGAAGAAAUGGUCAAGCACUUGGUCAUGGCCGCAGAUAGGUAUGCCAUGGAGAGGAUGAAGGUGAUAUGUGAGAGCAUCCUUUGCAAGAAUCUUAAUGUUCAAAACGUCACUACUACUUUAGCUCUAGCCGACCGUUAUCACUGCAACCAACUCAAAAAUGCUUGCCUUGAGUUUAUCACUUCUCCAGAUAGAAUAGACAAUGUUGUGGCAAGUGAAGGGUAUGCUAAACUCAAAAGAUCCCGUCCUGCUAUCAUAGUUGAUAUUUUUGAGAGGGAAACUAAGUCCCGCAAAAUUUAG